ACUAAUUCUGGGUGGGUGGGCCUGGCUCUCAAGUGGGUGGGCCUGGCUCUCAAGUGGGUGGGCCUAUGGCCUCCUAAGCCCACCCAUGGCGGCGCUCCUGCCCAGUAAUGUGAAAUCUGUGGACUUUAGGGUCUAAGCAAUUUAUUUCAAUUGACAAAUUUCCUAACAUGAACUGUAACUAAUUUUUGAAAUUGUUGCAAUUUGCUUUUAUAUUUUUGUUCAGUAUAGGAUGGGUUCUGUUUUGUAUGCAGAUUUUGGUAUUUAUGUAAUGUAUUAGAGUGUUUAAGACAUUGCACAUUGGGCUUGUUUUUAAUUAUUUUUCAAAUGUUUUAUACGUGCAUUCAGUCUGAUCUGACUAUGAAUGUUCCAUUUAUUUCUAGAUGGAAACUAGACAUACAUUUUUAAAAGAUAUAGAUUGGAUGACCACUAAUCUCUUUUUGAAUAUCAAUAUGGUGUUACAAUAAACUGUAUACUGUAAAUUUUUACCAAGUUUUAUUUACAACUGAAUUUUAUUACAUCUUUAUCUACGCUUCCAAAUGUCUAGGAACCUAUAAUGCUCCAUUUGUCGGUAGGACAUGUAGUUUGUGUCAAAUUUCCUUGUUAUCGCGCUGACCAAAAUUAAACUACAACUCCCAUGUAACUAUCGUCAAGGUGUUUCUAUCAAUAUGGCUGUUGUCAGUCAGACAAAGGCAAACAGUCCGCUUGUGAUUGAAAUCUAGUAAAAGGGCCGGGCACUCCUGCUACAAUCUGGUGGUUGAUCGAUGUGUUGCUCCUGUUAAUAAGUGGUUUUCCCCCGCCACACGGUGUUUUGUGGUGGUGCAAUAUUAAAGGGUCAAGUGUAAGGAGGCACAUCGAGAUAGCUAGCUACAUAAGGAUGUCUCAUUACACAGACGAGCCUCGCUUCACCAUCGAGCAGAUCGACCUGCUCCAGAGGCUGUGGCGUACGGGCAUGACCAAGCAGGAGAUCCUCCACGCCCUGGACACCCUAGACCGGCUGGACCGCGAGCACGGGGACAAGUUCGGCCGUCGCACCUCCUACGGAGGAGGAGCAAAUAGCUCUGUGUCCGACCCCAAUAGCACCACCACAAACAACAACACUGCCUCUGUUUCUGCCGCCACCACCUCCUCAACAACAUCCUCUUCCUGUAGUAGUAAUAAUAAUAAUGGCGCCAGUGGUAUUGGGAGCAGUAAUGUUACCAACACUGCCCUGGCCUCAUCCUCCACCAACUCUACCGCCACACAGACACAGUACCUCCCUCCACGUGGAGGGCUCUCCCCCUCGCCUAGCAACAGCUACGACACCUCCCCACCACCCGGGCCGCCCCCGCCCUCUGCCAUCCUCUCGUCCCCGGUGUCGCUGGUCGCCAUGGUGCAGAACGGGGGGCGGGACAGCCUAGCGGCAACGCCCAAUGGGAAGCUCUCGCCGCCUCGGUACCCAAUGAAUAGUGCUGCUGCCGUCAGGCCGUUCGGGUUCGAGGCCACGGAGGAGGAACUGGACAUCGAUGACAAGGUGGAGGAGCUCAUGAGGUCAGUGAUGAUGUCACGGUGUCCAUCUAAACAUGUGCCCGCGCCCAUGCUCUGGAGGAGAGGAGUGAUGGAGUGGAGACAGACCCCACCCCCUAUAAGCACCGCCCCCGGGAGCUUCCGGCUUCGGCGUGGGAGUCGCUUUACCUGGMGGAAGGAAUGYCUGGCUGUGAUGGAGAGCUACUUCAAUGACAACCAGUACCCUGACGAAGCCAAGAGAGAGGAGAUCGCCAACGCCUGCAACGCGGUCAUCCAGAAACCAGGGAAGAAGCUUUCGGACCUGGAGAGAGUCACAUCCCUCAAAGUCUACAACUGGUUUGCCAACCGACGCAAAGAGAUCAAGAGACGGGCUAAUAUUGAAGCCACGAUCUUGGAGAGCCAUGGGAUAGAAGUUCAGAGUCCCGGAGGACACUCCAACAGCGACGACAUCGAUGGAGGCGACUACACAGAACAGGCCUGUGACCUGCCCUACUUCGACAAGAGACCCAUGGCCAGACCCUUUGGCUUCUACAGGCUGGAGCCCACUUCACCCACACAGGUAUGCAGCCAGGACCAGGGACCACUGUUUCAUAUGCCCAGCCAUGCAAUUUAUAAACUUGAUCUCCACUGUAAAAAAACGUCUUGACAUUAUCUCCGACAUUUGCAUCAUUGUUGCAAUAUUAUAAUUCGAUCUCCACUGUGUCCUAUAAUAAUGAAGGUGUUGGGAGUCCGGACG
Salvelinus sp. IW2-2015 is the source of this 2239-nucleotide messenger RNA. NCBI's taxonomy places the organism in Eukaryota, Metazoa, Chordata, Actinopteri, Salmoniformes, Salmonidae. The record is from RefSeq and is a predicted model, not a curated record.